AUGGAUCUAUGCUGGCAGCUUGGUGUCGCGUCGAAAGGUAACCUGGCGGGCUUCAAUUACCCAGCACCAACCGCUGUCACUGCGUCAUUUGACUUUCAAGAUCAAAAUGUUAGCAAGAAGCGGCGAUGGAGAGGAAAGACUUCAAAAGCCACGGGAGAUCGCCAUUUCCGGUUCGUGGAGGGCAAUUCGACCGAUAAAUCGACUCGCAAAUCAAAGAACACCCCAAAACCGAAAUCCGUACCGUCAAACAGCGGCACGACAAAGCGAAGCGAAGAGGAACCCGACUUCCAACUCACUUUCGAGCCACCAGGCGUUUCGACUGUUUCGUUAUCAUUACUGAGAUCCCCCUCCCCCAAUGCCAAUGAAGUCAUCGCAGGUGAACAUGAUGAUUGCGUGAACACCUUGAAUGAAUUACCUAAAAUAUUCUCGUCAAACGAUAACCAGACAUGUUUAGAUUAUGAGGCUUUUGACGCCCCAAGAAUCUACUCAGCAGAAGAUACCAACGAGGAAGCCAGUGCUAGUAAUAAUUACUCUCAAAUAUCGAUACCCGCGAAAGUGCAAUCCUUCAGCUCAGAUCAAUGUUAUCACGACAUUCUAUCUUGCUAUGAUCGGUAUAUCUGCGCCAUUCCACUAACUGUGGAUUGUUUCUUAAAUCCUUUCCGAGUUUCCGAUCGGACCUAUAUGGUGUCACAGCAUCUCCUCCACGCCAUUAUGGCCACUUCACUAUUUCAUCUAAAUCGCCACAAUGAAAGCAGUGAUAGUAUCAUGUUAGUUGAUUCCCACCGGUCAGAGUCUCUAGGGCUUUAUUCGAUGGCACUCGGCAGUCCCAUCUGGCAAGACAAAGCGGUUACAUUCCUGGACACAGCGCUCCUUCUGAUGUACUUGGAUUCUGCUCAAUCCGCUCUAGGGCUCUACCAUAUUCACCUUCAAGGUGUUCGAAGCAUAAUAGAAAGUUGUGGGGGCGGAUCGAUGCUCAUUCCCAACAAUUCUAAGCUGAGAGCCGAACUUGCCAUGUUCAUAUGGUACGAUGCUACAAUAGCUUUGCUGGCACGCGAAGAACUCGUAUUGCCUUUAUCAUAUCUCGAAUGCAUUCUUUGUCAUGGACAAUCUGAUGGGUGGAGCUAUUUGGAGUUGACCGGCUGCCUUGAAGAAUUCGUGGUCAUAAUGGCCAAAAUCGCAAGCCUGGCACAACAACACAAACUUGCGCUGGAAAAGGAGAAUCUUCACUUCGACAUCAGCGCAGUAGAUGAAGUCAAAUGGACUUUAUGCAGUAUCACGUCACCGUAUCCCACGUUUCACGCGGACUUUGACGAGGAAGCGCUUGAUUUACUUCGAGAUCGCUAUCACUGCACCGAGGCUUGGCGAAAUGCUCUUCUGAUUUAUAUCGAAAGGGUAUUCCGCUGGACUCGGGGAGAGCCCGCACCUCCAAAUGCGAAAUACAUUGCUCGCAGUAUUAUGGAACAUGCGAGAUGUAUACGAAGAGAGAACAACUUUCAGAAACAAAUUCUCUUGCCUUUGUUUCUCGCUGGUGCAGAGAUCAGACGAGAAGAAGAUCGAGAUUUUGUGAGAGAUUAUUGUUUGCGGUGGACUAAGCUAUGUGGUUCUAAGAUGUUCAUCGAUGCUUCUGACUUCUGUGAGGAGAUUUGGGAGCGAACAGACAAAGAAGAUUCUCAGGGCAUAUGGUGGGGAACCGUCAUUGACAAGAGAUGCUCAGGGUCAAAGCUUCCGAUCCGGCCUCAAAUCCUGCUCGGUUGA
Molecule: messenger RNA, 1755 nt
Organism: Penicillium manginii
Lineage: Eukaryota; Fungi; Ascomycota; Eurotiomycetes; Eurotiales; Aspergillaceae
Product: fungal specific transcription factor domain-containing protein
Exons: 6
Coding region: 1-1755 (584 amino acids)
Biological process (GO): positive regulation of transcription by RNA polymerase II
Cellular component (GO): nucleus
Molecular function (GO): transcription cis-regulatory region binding; DNA-binding transcription factor activity
Source: RefSeq, a predicted model, not a curated record